ACGCGCAGCCUCAUUCGCCGGUGGUGCUCUUCCUUCAGUGGCUCUUUUGCUGAACCACCAAGUAAUCUUUUCUUUUUCCUAAGAACUGAAAACACUGAAAAAAAAAUGAAUGUAGAACAUGAAGUGAAGUUGCUGGUGGAGGAAAUCCAGAGACUUGGUGAAAAGAAUGCUAAUGGCCAGAUGUCUGUGAAGUUUGGAGUUCUAUUCAGUGAUGACCGAUGUGCUAACAUCUUCGAGGCUCUGGUGGGCACCCUGAAAGCGGCCAAGAAGAGAAAACUGGUCACUUAUGAAGGUGAACUGCUUCUUCAGGGAGUUCAUGACAAUGUGGAAAUUAUCCUGCUGCAAGCGUGAUGACCACUUUGGGUUUUCCUAAUUCUAUUAUCUAACCCCUUUAAAAUUAUUAGUUUGAUAGUGAUACAGUUUUAAGCAAAUACUUGUAAUAUUUGACACCAUUUGGUCUAAAUAAUCAAUCUCUGACUGCAAUCUCAAAUGGGUGAUGUUGGUCAGGCACUGUUCAUACUAACGCGUACUAACUUGUGCAGGUCUGAGUUAUUGCGCUCUGUGGUGUGCAGAUGCCUUAGUUCUGUCCUUGUUUAGACACUUUUUUUUUUUUACAAGUUACAAAAAACACUGCACCUAAACGUUGCCAGAGUGAAACCUAAGGUACCCGGGCUUUUGAAUAAGUAAGUGAGCAAAGAGUGUUGACUUCAAGCUAAUCUUAAAACUUUCUGACUUGGAAGAUCUUCUAAUUGAGGUUACUCAGGUAAAUGCUCAUCCUGUUGAGCAAUAAAUCCUUUUAAUAUAUCUUGCACCUUUCUCAAACAAAUUAUGAGUUCUUUCUCAAAGUUGGUGUCUAGUAUUUGUAUAGAACCAGAGUAAAAUUAAUUCUUGGCCAUUUCAACUAAACACAGCAGUAUUUAUUUCUCAUACCUGCCAGAUGGCUGCAGAGUACUGUAUGUUGUUUUUUUGUAGUUUUUUUUUUUUUAUUAUACAAUAAUACACAGAUGAAUGUAAUAC
Periophthalmus magnuspinnatus is the source of this 1017-nucleotide messenger RNA. It is a transcript of the gene abracl, whose product is annotated as ABRA C-terminal like. The transcript has 3 exons. Gene Ontology annotation, biological process: regulation of actin filament-based process. The record is from RefSeq and is a predicted model, not a curated record. NCBI's taxonomy places the organism in Eukaryota, Metazoa, Chordata, Actinopteri, Gobiiformes, Gobiidae. The coding region runs from base 106 to 351 and encodes 81 amino acids.